Molecule: messenger RNA, 672 nt
Organism: Protopolystoma xenopodis
Lineage: Eukaryota; Metazoa; Platyhelminthes; Monogenea; Polystomatidea; Polystomatidae
Source: the annotation of a GenBank genome assembly
AUGACCGCUGGGUCUAGAUGCCGAGUUGUUCAGGUCACAAAUAUAUCGCCAUCAGCCACCCAUGAACAAUUAAGGACUCUUUUUGGCCACAUUGGCGUUAUAGAAGAGAUAGUGGUCUAUCCCAACGAAGACAAGGAUGAUACCACAAGCAAGGUAGGCUUGUUCUUAAUAUUAAGAGUAAAGGUCUGUUACAUUCGAUAUGAUGAUGCCGUUAAUGCUGAAGUCGCUCUUCAUCUCAAUAAUACGGUUUUUCUCGAUCGUGCCUUAAUUGUAUUGCCCCUUGCUGGUGGCAGGGACGCUGUGCCAGACGAGAAGUAUGCAAACCUCGUGAGGGCUCCUCCGAACACCGCAGCUGGUGUCCUACCCAGGAGUGCGGAGUGGCCUUUAGACGUUAUCAGCAUGGUGGUUGGGCGGCCUGGAGAGCAGGUUAUCCAGACCAUCGAGCCCCGACUUUCUACAAUGGGCUUCCCGUUGUAUCCUUCUCUUCCUGCUACCACAGACGGAAAUCGAAUUGAAGAGAUAAGACGCACUAUUCUUGUCACCAACCUGGAUCCAAAGUCUAGUGGCGAUCAAGUAAGACUAGUAGAACUGUUCAAAUCCACCCCCGAUUCAAACUGGUUUUCACUCCACAAUAGCUCAUUUAUAUUUCCCAAGCGGCAUUUCAUGUCCUAA